Molecule: messenger RNA, 2806 nt
Organism: Cyprinodon tularosa
Lineage: Eukaryota; Metazoa; Chordata; Actinopteri; Cyprinodontiformes; Cyprinodontidae
Product: probable carboxypeptidase X1
Exons: 13
Coding region: 71-2311 (746 amino acids)
Biological process (GO): proteolysis
Molecular function (GO): metallocarboxypeptidase activity; zinc ion binding
Source: RefSeq, a predicted model, not a curated record
CAUCAGGAUAUUAAAUACCAGGGAUUUUUUUUCCUUCCCUCUGCACGAAAAAAAAAAAAACACAAGCAAAAUGGAAAAGUCAUUGUGCGUAGUGGCUUUGGUGCUCUUUCUUGGGCGUUUUAUAUGUGGAGCUGAAACAACUACACAGAGUUUUUCUUUUUUAUCCAACUAUACGACCCCUUCUUCAGUAAAGUGGACGCAGGCUGUGAUUGUGGAGGAGCAGAGCAGAGACAGAGUGACUCCAACAGCAGAAACAAGACGGCACAGCAAGACCGUAACAGAGGAGCAGCCCAACUCCACAAAUGUCAAUGAAGGCAACAAGGGAAUAAAAGAAGAGGAGUUAAAAGACAAAGAAGAUCACAAAAUAAAAGAUAAGAAAAUAAACUUGGACUGCCCUCCCCUCGGCCUGGAGUCAUUGAGAGUUGACGACAGCCAGAUCCGGGCCUCCUCCUCCCAGCGAACAGGUCUGGGUCCUCACAGAGGGAGGCUGAACAUCCAGUCAGGCAUUUCAGAUGGAGAUCAGUACGAUGGAGCCUGGUGUGCUGAGUUUAAGGACAAGCAUCAGUGGAUUGAAGUGGAUGCCAUUCAUCUGACCCUGUUUACUGGAGUCAUCCUGCAGGGCAGAAACUCUAUCUGGAGUUGGGACUGGGUUGAAUCCUACAAAGUUCAGCUGAGUAAUGACUCUGUGGACUGGCAGACCUGCAUGAAUGGAACAGAAGAGGCGAUAUUCAAAGGUAACCAGGAUCCAGAGACUCCGGUUCUUGGGCUCCUUCCGGUUCCCACUGUCGCCCGUUUCAUCCGCAUCAAUCCUCAAACCUGGUACUUCAAUGGGACCAUCUGUCUCAGGGCUGAGAUACUUGGCUGCCGCGUCCAUGAUCCAAUGGAUCCAUACCAGCAAGAAAGAGGAUCCAGGGAUAACCUGGACUUUAGACACCAUGACUACAAAGAAAUGAGAAAGCUCAUGAAGUCUGUGACUGAGGAAUGUCCAGACAUCACCCACAUCUACACCAUAGGCAAAAGCUACAUGGGCCUCAAACUGUACGUCAUGGAGAUAUCAGACAACCCUGGGAAACAUGAACUCGGUGAACCAGAGUUUCGCUACGUGGCAGGGAUGCAUGGAAACGAGGCACUGGGUCGAGAGCUCGUCUUAAACCUCAUGCAGUAUUUAUGCAAAGAAUACAAAAAGGGCACACAGCGUGUCGUCCAGCUGGUUACAGAGACGCGGAUCCACCUUCUCCCUUCCAUGAACCCUGACGGAUAUGAAGUGGCUUAUGAGAAGGGCUCCGAACUGUCUGGCUGGGCUGAUGGGAGGUACAGCUUUGAAGGAAUCGAUCUGAAUCACAACUUUCCAGACCUCAACAACAUCAUGUGGGAUGCCCAGGAGAUCGCUGCUGAUGCAUCUAAAGUUUCCAACCACUAUAUACCCAUCCCAGAAUACUACACCCAGGAAGACGCCUUAGUUGCACCAGAGACACGGGCCGUCAUCAGCUGGAUGCAGGAUAUCCCCUUUGUGCUGAGCGCAAACCUCCACGGAGGGGAACUGGUCGUCACGUAUCCCUACGACUGCACCCGUGACUGGGCCCCCAAGGAGGACACCCCCACGGCAGAUGAUGCCUUCUUCCGCUGGCUGGCUACCGUCUACGCCUCGACAAACCUGGUGCUGGCCAACCCCGACCGCCGCAUCUGCCACUAUGAGGACUUCCAGAUGCACAACAACAUCAUCAACGGCGGGGCCUGGCACACGGUCCCCGGCAGUAUGAACGACUUCAGUUACCUGCACACCAACUGUUUCGAGGUGACGGUAGAGCUGUCCUGUGAUAAGUUUCCACAUGUCAGUGAGCUUCCAGUUGAGUGGGAGAACAACAAGGAGUCUCUUCUGGUUUACAUGGAGCAGGUUCACAGAGGAAUCAAAGGUGUCAUCAGAGAUAAGAUCAGCAAACAAGGAAUAGCAAAUGCCGUCAUUAAGGUGGAGGACCAUGACCACGACAUCAGAUCAGCUGCAGAUGGGGACUACUGGCGUCUGCUGAACCCAGGCGAAUAUAAGGUUAUCGUUUGGGCUGAGGGUUACUUCCCAUCUGUGCGUCGCUGCCGCGUUGGACAGCAGCCUCAUCCGACCAUCUGUGACUUCACCCUCACCAAAACACCCAUACAGAGGCUAAAGGAGAUCCGAGCCAAAGGAGAGAAGAUCCCAAAGGACCUCCAGCUGCGGCUUCGUGCUCUCAGGAUGCGUAAGCUCCGUGCCAGCACCAAAGCCAUCAAUCGCCGCAGAGAGAAUCAGCGGCAGCGAGCAAGGAGAGCUCGCUCCACCUGAGCUUGGUGGAAACCAGAGAGGACGAUGGGCUGAGGAAGCCUCUGAUGUGAUCUGGAAUAACGACUGAAACAGCUAAACGUUGCUUCCUUUUUUAAUAUAAAUUGUCAUAUAGAAGGAUCAGCUGUGCGGAUUAACAUAAACAGCACUCCCUCUGUUUAAAGUUGUUUUUCUUAACAGAAAUGGGUUCCUUUGCACCCCUUUCAAAUCACCUGUUUGCUUUGUCCAAAAUGUGAACAUUCUGGUCCUAUAAUUCAACACUACAGUUAAGGUUUGUGAGUGUAAUUUAAAAUGUGAAAUGUUUUAGGGGUGUAAAAGCUUUGGCAUGGAUUUACUUUAAAAAAUAUCCCAAAAUCCUGGCUAAGAGUUGAAGAAUUCAAUUAUUACUCUUACUGUUUUCUACACAAUCUAAAAUGUGAAUCUCUCUGUCAGCUGGUCUGAAGUAUCACAUUUUAUCAACUGUCUUUCAACUUAAUAAAAGCUCCCAAAUAAAUGUGA